GGUGGGACAUCGCAUAUGUGUUUGUCAUCUUUUUUGAGUUUCUGAAGUUUGUAUUUGCUCUUUGUCUUUUGCGAGGUGCAGUAUUCAGAACAGUUCAAAUAAGUAUAACAGUGGCGUAAGAAGCCUGCGGACGUAAAAAGGUUGGCAACAGGACUAUUACCUGUUGUUGGACUUGGAGCUGGUGGACGAUCGAUCUACUUCACAAGGCCGGCGCGGCAGCAACGAGGACCAAGAACUAUGAGAAUUAUUAAGCGACAAAAGAAUAAGUCGAAGCCGAGUCGUGUGGACGAGGCUCGGCAUCUUUCUUGCGCAAGAAAUAUUUUAGCGCGACUCUUUCGGUCAACGUCCUGUCGUCCUGGCCCGACGUCCUGUCGUCCUGUCGUGCUGGCCGAUUUUAGCAUAUCUUCAGAAGCAAAUCGCACCAGCGUUGUGCUUAUCCUCGCCAAGCAACCGCGAGAACUACAACUGGGGCUGCAGCAGCAAAUAACUACUAUGCUCCUGCUGAUCUUUUUUACGUCUUGGCUUCUGGCAGCUCCACGACUUCUCGGCGGGUCGUCGUCGUUUACUAUCCCGAGCGUCGAGGCCGCCGUUGCGUCCGGGACAACCGGGCUGUUCGUGCCACCGGAACUAUGGGAUUGUCAGGAUGAUCGAAAUUGACAUAAGUAUAUGCAUGAUAAAAGUAAAACGCAAAAAUACCCAAUAAAUUAUCUGUAUUGGAAGGAGGGCGCGCAAGAAACGAGGGCAAUUGUAACCCUGUUUGGUGGUUGGAGAGUGACCUGCUAAAGUAGCGCGACAAGGGACGCUAAUUUUGCCAAAACAGCAUCACAAACUGGAUUCCGGAGCUCGUAAAUCAAUUUGUCAUUCGCGGCCGCUUGGAAAUUGGGCUUCCAACUGGCGUCGAUUUCGUGUAUCGCAAAGUUUUCACCUUUGUCGAGUUCGAUCCUGGCGCUUCCAUAGGAACAGCUGCUGACGACCGCCCCUGAUAACUACCCUGUAUAUCAAAUGCAAAUACGUCUGGGUCAUCGUCAACUGGAAAGUUGUGAUACUCCUCCUGUUGGGAAGAUAUUGAUCACCACGACGCUUCAGUAUCAGUUGACACCUCAGCGCGACAAGUUUUCAAGCUACGAGACAGCAUGAAAAACUCUGCAUGUAGUUGACAAAACAAGGGGGCUUUGAGUAACCUGCAUGACUGCGUUCUAGGCGAGCGGGUGGACAUAUCUUGCACUGUUCCACAAGGCCGCCCAGACAACAUCUUUGCAAUGCAUACCGACGGUACCUGGGGCACGUGCGGACAUCCAAACCCAGACCCGUGUCACCAUAGCCUGCCGCUCGCACGCCUCGAGGGAGACACAAGUGCGCAGAAACCCGAGGGCGGAAAUACGGUUUGCUACCACUGGAACCUAGACUCCUGGGCCGUGCAAUUCCGAGACCGAAAGCCGAGGCACAUCACUAUGGGAGCGUCCUCAGGAUCGAAAUUGACAAACACAAGGUUAAAGUAGUCGAAAAUAAAUAAAAUUGUCAUGCAUAAAAUGGAUACCAGUCGGAACCCACAUCCAGUUUCUAACUGGCGCGUGACAAAUUUUGGAAGCAUAAUUGCAAUCCAAUUUGUCAUGCUGUGUGGGCACCGAUGAAAACGGCUCCUGUCCUGUGCUACUUUCGCAGCUGCAUCGCAAACCCCGAACAGGCUUACAAUCGGCCACACUUGCCGCGGCCACCCCUGCAAGACAGGCGUAUCAUGCUAUGAAUGCAUUUUAUCUUUAUGUGCAUGAGAAAUUACUUCAACUUUGUCAAUUUCGAUCCUGACGUUCCCAUAGUCACUGGGUUUACCGUGUUCAAGCGGGACAACACUGACAACCACGGGUAUCCUAUCAAAUGCAAAUAUGUAGUCUGGGUCUGGAGAGGUGCGCUUGUUUGUCAUGCAUCUUCUGUAACAGAUAGAUUGCCUGCAAUGCAUGCGCAGCAUUACUACAAGCUUUGCGAAGGCUUUUCAGUGCCUACCCCGCAUGAGAAUUUUGCUAUCUGUGUAGCAAGCAAGUAUUGAUUUGGCAGCAUGAUAUAUUUGGCAAUCAUAACUCAUACAAUUACAGAUUUUUUGUCUGCUCGAGGAUGAGCAUCAAAAGUUUGAGGAACUCUUCCAGACCCAGAGAUGUUUGCAAUGCAUAUGGCCGAUCGAGGGCGCCUCCAUUUACUUGAACGACAGCCCGACGGCGGAGUCUACGAAGACUAUGGAAGCGUCAGAAUCCAAGUUGACAAAGUUGAAAUAAUUUGCAAUGCAUCAAAUCGAUACCCGUUUUUUAAGCACACAGCUUCUAGCAGGCGCAUGACAAAUUUUCCUAGCCUCUGAAGCAAAUACGUCGCGCCGUUUAAUAGCGCAAGAGGGCCUGCCUCUGUCAUGCUAGUGGUCAGCAGCCCAACUAAUGACCCUUGCCAGCACUACAAUCUACCUCUCUUUCGUCCUCUGCAAUAGAAGCAUUCUUUGCGCUGCAGCAUUUUAUGCGUCACAAGUUUUAUAAUUUUCAACUUUCAUCUCAAAGUCUAACAGGUUCCUGUUUUCAUGCAAAUUUCUUGCAUGCAAAAACAAAAAAGAUUUUGUUAUUUUCAACUUUGUCGAUUUCGUUCCUGACGCUUCCAUAAUGGCGCCGAGUUCAGUAUCUGUAAGUGGCACUUUUGUCCCGAUCAACAAGUCGGUCUGGAAAAUAAAACUGGUCGCCGCCUAUGCUAUGCAACUUUGCGGCUUCUGGCUGUACGAGUCCUUGCCAGAUAGUUCUGAACUCAGUGCGACGCGGUAUGGCGCGGGCAUCACUUAUGUCGAUCCGGCGUCGCUGACUGCUUCUGUGACAGGCGAUAAUCAUAUAGGCCAAGGGCCAACCGGUUCCAGACGCAACCCAAUCGACACCCGGGCCGUUGGAGACACGACACCAAGAGACAUCUACGACACUCCAAAAUUCUGCUGGUACGGAGGUUCCAGCAGUGACGGCUGGACAGUGGAAUUUUCGGACGCGCGCCAGCGGCAUGUCGCGGGCUUUGUUAUCUCCAACCGCGAUGGAACGAUUGGCUCCAAUUGGGCCGAUGUGAAACUGUACUUGGAUGGUGCCUAUGCUCUACAAAAGCAUCGCACUAUUAAAAAUGAUCGCGUGACAAGCAAAAUUUCUUAGCAUGAGAAAUGAAAUCUGUAACGCGGAUGUACCUCAAGAAAAAGUUUGUAAAUGCAUGACUGCAAAAAUUACUACGAUGCUUUAACUUUUUCACAGGAUAGCGCCACCGCCCCGAACCACCACGACACGUUCCCUACGGACGUUGGCGUCUGGGGCACCUGGGUUCCGGUGAUAUGGAAUCGUCACGCUAAAAAUUGACGAAGUUGAACACAAAAUCAAAAAACGCGUCAUGCAUAAAAUGCAUACCAGUUGGAACCCAGUUGCUAAGCGGCGCAUGACAAAUUUUGGAAGCGUUAUAAUAUCCAGCUCCAAUUUCAAUUUGUCAUGCUGCUUGGGCAAAGAGGGCUGCUGCUGUCGUGCUACUUUAGCGGCUCUAUCUCUAUCCCUGAGCAGGCUUCUUACAAUCGGCUCCACUUGAUGCCAUCCCUGCACGACAGGCACUUUGUUCCUUGGGUUUUAUGUCUUGCAGAGUAUUGGUUUGAUUUCAACUUUGUCGAUUUCGAUCCUGACCCUUCCAUAGGUGAACAAGCGGGCCUACAAGCUCCAAAUUCUGGGCCGGCGGACGAUCUGUGGGUUCUGGUUGUAUGUGGCACAGAUUGCCUUCGUGUGAGAGUGCACAUCAACCCCCCCUCGUUCCCCGCAUCUGUCAUGCAAAAUGAUCCCCAUUCCAUCUGGUGCGGUGCCUUCUGUGGCGUGAUUUGCAUGACAAAUUCCGAAGCCUGAGCAGUACUACGUACACUGAGCGCGUAAAAAGCUCGAAAGCUUCUGAUGCGCAGGCUUCUCUUGUGUUGAUGCUUGUAUCAGCUGUUCAUGCGAUACAGAGGAGCGUGAAAGGGGGGGUCGUCCACGCUCAUGCUUCGAAGUCGCGUCGGGUCCUCUAGGGACCGGGAUAAGGCCGGUGGGCCAGCCGCUAGAUAUUGCCGGUUUUGUGUCCGGUCUUCAGGCUGGGUCUUACCCCGGUAUUUUCCCUGGAAACGACGAAGGGCAAUGCAAUGCGCCCACGUGGGUGGUGUCCAACCCUGGCUACGGGCAGACGGAUCAACAACAGAAAACCGGGCUCACUGCAAAAAUAGAGGGCAUCGACGGUUUGACCGGCCCGCACCCCUACAUACAGCGGUGGUUCCAGGGCGCCUCGCCCAAAGCUUUCACGCGGAUCGACAUGUUCAUGAACAACGAGUGUUGGGCGCAGAACUUUGGCGCCGAGGAUUUCACAAGCUGCACCAGCAGCUUUCAAAGGAACGGCGUGCCCCUGCAAGUGGGCGUGACAAACGAUUUGUGCACGCCCAGUGGCGGUUGUACCAAUGUCAACGUGUGCAACGAUUUCAGCUACAGCUGCGCAAACAACUGCGGCUCGGGCGCCAUACCGGGCGGCAUGUACCAAUACAACACGAACUCGGGCACCCACCCGGCACAUUACCCCGGAGAUGGUACCAAAAUUCCAAAAUGGUGGAAGCGCAUUCGGGCGGACUGCGCCGGGAAAGAGGGCCGCUCUUUCGUGAUCUGGCGACCGCCCGCCUCCGGGAAGGCGUCCCGCUUGGGCGGCUUCGUGGUGGAUUUCGAACAGCCCACGGAGGUCUCCUCCUGGUCCUCCUCCUCCUGGGCGUCCAACUCUUGGCGGAUGAACUUUGGCGCCAGCGUCGCUCUCAGCGGCCUCGUGUUGCACGUGCGGCCCGCCCCUGAUCCUGAUCCUGAUCCUGAUACCGUCGACGAUACUUCGUAUGCCAACGUGGGGACCAUGGCGAUCGGCCUGGGCACGGCGUCCGAUCAGCAACUGGUGCUGCACCCUGGCGACACGCUUGCCUCCCUGUCCGCGGUUACUGCAAGUGGCCGAGCCGCCGGGUACUCCGUCGCAAUCCAGUUUAAACCGGCUCUCCAUGUUGAGUCCGGUAAUUACCUAGUCAUUUGGCAGGUGAACAACCACAACGCGCUCUGUGCUGUCACGCCGUACGCGUGGUGGCUACGGCACCGCGCGCACACCCAGAUUGCACCCAAUCUCCUGACCGCUGCUCAGUCGAGCACGCAAUCCGAUUACGCAAGCCAGCUCCCGACGCUCCCGCUGACCUAUGUGAGCGGGGAAAGUAAGUACGGCCUGGCCGGGCAAGUGCUGUCAUAG
Molecule: messenger RNA, 5268 nt
Organism: Amoebophrya sp. A120
Lineage: Eukaryota; Dinophyceae; Syndiniales; Amoebophryaceae
Source: the annotation of a GenBank genome assembly